AUGAUAACCCGGUUCAGCCUGUUCACGCUACUCGUCGGGCUUGCUCUCGCCGCGGAACCAAAACAGGUGGUAUGGUCUAAGGAAGCCUUUGGCCCAGAUGGGCCCUGGAACGCUGUCGAAGUCUCCUUCGGGUCCCAGCCCAACAUUGCUAUAUUCCCAGGUCGCAGGUUCAACACAUAUGUUACCACGUCCGACUAUUGCGCUUUCAACAACUCGGUGCCUCACUGCGUUUCGGGGACUUACCUCAAAGACGACGUCGUGGCUGAUGACAAAACAAUAAGAUACACACCGGACACUCAAGGGGUAACCGCGGGCAUUGAAGCCCGCGGGACCGCCAACAUGUAUCUCGAGGACAUUGAGAUGCAGUUCGCGUCUGGUACUGCCACUGUCAAGAACCACUCGAUCACCCUCAUCGAGGAUAGCUCCCAGGUGUUUGUCUAUCCCGACGGCACCUUCUACCCCAUCUUCACUGGCUGUCUCAGCAUCGGCGCUACCGACUCGCAACAAGUCUUCACCCGCGGCGACGGGGAACCAACCAUCAACGCCAGCAUGAUCCCCUGGGCACUCGAAUCCUCCGGCGAAACCCCGUCCAGCUCCUUCGGCCUCCACUACGGCUCAGCCGGCGUCACCGCCAGAAUGCCCGGCUCGCUCGUCUUCGGCGGCUACGACCGCAACCGCGUCAUCGGCCCCAUCCUCUCCCUCGAAGCCGACUUCGGCAAACCCACCACCCUCCAAGACAUCUCCCUGCACGUCAUCAAAGGCGCCUCCCCCUUCCCCCCCUCCACCACCGGCAACACCGGCAACACCGCCGCGCCCACCACCAUCCCCAACCUCCUCAGGAGUCAAGACAGCGCCAACGACGACGCGACCGCCAACCUCCCCAUCACCCUCGACCCCUGCUCGCCCUACCUCACCCUCCCCAAACCCACCUGCGACGCCAUCGCCGCCCACCUCCCCGUCACCCACAACGCGAGCCUCGGCCUCUACCUCUGGAACACCUCCUCCCCGCGCUACCACCUCCUGACCUCUUCCGCCUCCACCCUCGCCCUCACCUUCAUGGGCGCCAGCAACACCGCCUCCCCCGUCACCAUCCACAUCCCCUUCCCCCACCUCAACCUCACCCUCACCCCGCCCUUCACUGAUAACCCCCUCCCUUAUUUCCCCUGCUACACGGGCGGCGCGCCCGGGGGGGAGUAUGUGCUGGGGCGGGCGUUCUUUCAGGACGUGUUUUUGGGUGCGGAUUGGGAAGGGGGGAGGUCGUGGUUGGCGCAGGCGCCGGGGCCGAAUAUACCGGCGGGGGUGGAUGCGGUGGGUGUGGAUGGGGGGGUGGAGGGGGGCGGGAAUGAUUGGGAGAGGUCGUGGGAGGGGGUUUGGAGGGUGCUGGAGGAGGGGGAUGUGGAAGGGUUGGAGGGGGGUGGGGGGAGUACGGUUACGGGGAGUGGGGAUGGGGAUGGGGGUGAGGGUGAGGAAGCUGGUGGCUUGUCGACGGGGGCGAUGGCGGGUAUUGGGGUUGGGGCGGCUGUUGGGGGAGCGUUGUUGGUCGCGGCGGCUGGUAUGAUUUGGUGGAGGAGGCGGAGGAUGGGGCAGGCGUCACCGCAGGAGAUGAUGGCUUCCACGCCGAUGCACGAUGGUACUACUAUGGCGUCACCGGUCUACAGGGAUCAAUACACGGACCAUUACGGACCGAAAUCGCCAGACCCCGUUGCGAUGGGUCACAUGUCAGAAGCACCUGUGCAGAACGCCGUCUUCGAAAUGCCAGGCGACCGUCCAGGAAACCAUACCAGUACCGAUUGGACCAUGCGAUAG
This is a messenger RNA of Chaetomium fimeti, 1806 nucleotides long. Its product is annotated as aspartic peptidase domain-containing protein. NCBI's taxonomy places the organism in Eukaryota, Fungi, Ascomycota, Sordariomycetes, Sordariales, Chaetomiaceae. The record is from RefSeq and is a predicted model, not a curated record. The coding region runs from base 1 to 1806 and encodes 601 amino acids. The transcript is spliced from 2 exons.